Messenger RNA from Drosophila yakuba, 4279 nucleotides. RefSeq names its product protein-tyrosine sulfotransferase (gene Tpst). The coding region runs from base 1 to 1527 and encodes 508 amino acids. The transcript has 7 exons. Gene Ontology annotation, biological process: peptidyl-tyrosine sulfation. Lineage: Eukaryota; Metazoa; Arthropoda; Insecta; Diptera; Drosophilidae. Gene Ontology annotation, molecular function: protein-tyrosine sulfotransferase activity. The record is from RefSeq and is a predicted model, not a curated record. Gene Ontology annotation, cellular component: Golgi apparatus.
AUGCGACUGCCAUAUCGAAAUAAGAAGGUCACCCUGUGGGUGCUCUUCGGCAUCAUCGUCAUCACCAUGUUCCUAUUCAAAUUCACCGAACUGCGGCCCACAUGCCUCUUCAAGGUGGACGCCACCAACGAGCUCUCCUCCCAAAUGGUUCGCGUUGAGAAAUACCUCACAGAUGACAAUCAACGCGUUUAUUCAUACAACCGUGAGAUGCCAUUAAUAUUCAUAGGCGGCGUGCCGAGAUCUGGGACGACUUUGAUGCGCGCCAUGCUGGAUGCCCAUCCCGAUGUGCGCUGCGGGCAGGAAACCCGCGUCAUUCCGCGCAUCCUGCAGCUGCGCUCGCACUGGCUGAAGUCCGAGAAGGAGUCACUGCGCCUGCAGGAGGCCGGCAUCACCAAAGAGGUCAUGAACAGUGCCAUCGCGCAGUUCUGUCUGGAAAUCAUCGCCAAGCACGGCGAGCCGGCGCCGCGUUUAUGCAACAAGGAUCCGCUGACGCUGAAAAUGGGCUCCUAUGUCAUCGAGCUAUUUCCGAACGCUAAAUUCCUAUUCAUGGUGCGCGACGGCCGGGCGACUGUUCAUUCGAUUAUAUCGCGCAAGGUGACAAUCACCGGCUUCGAUUUGAGCAGCUACCGGCAGUGCAUGCAGAAGUGGAACCACGCCAUCGAGGUGAUGCACGAGCAGUGCCGGGACAUUGGCAAGGACCGCUGCAUGAUGGUGUACUACGAGCAGCUGGUCCUGCAUCCCGAGGAGUGGAUGCGAAAGAUAUUGAAAUUCCUGGACGUGCCGUGGAACGAUGCGGUGCUGCACCACGAGGAGUUUAUCAACAAGCCGAAUGGAGUGCCGCUGUCCAAGGUGGAGCGUUCGUCGGACCAGGUUAUCAAGCCGGUUAAUCUGGAGGCGAUGUCCAAAUGGGUUGGCCAAAUACCCGGCGACGUGGUGCGCGACAUGGCCGACAUAGCGCCCAUGCUGUCCGUGCUCGGCUACGAUCCGUACGCGAAUCCGCCGGACUAUGGUAAGCCAGAUGCAUGGGUGCAGGACAACACGUCGAAGCUAAAGGCCAAUCGAAUGCUGUGGGAGAGUAAGGCGAAGCAAGUGCUGCAGAUGUCAUCCAGCGAGGAUGACAACACGAACACCAUCAUCAACAAUAGCAACAAUAAGGAUAACAACAAUAAUCAGUACACAAUCAAUAAAAUUAUACCAGAACAACGCGGCAGACAGCGGCUGCAUGUACAGCAGCAACAUCUGCAACAGCAGCAGCAUCAUCCGCAACAGCAGCAACAUCAGCGGCAGCAGCAACAUCAGGAGCAGCAGCAUCAGCAGCAAGAGGAGAGCGAGUCGGAAAGGGAAGCGGAACCGGAUCGAGAACAACAAUUGUUGCAUCAAAAGCCAAAGGAUGUAAUUACGAUAAAGCAGCUGCCAUUAGCCGGCAGUAACAAUAACAAUAACAACAUCAACAAUAACAUCAACAACAAUAUCAACAACAACAUCAACAACAACAACAACAUAGAGGACCCCAUGGCGGAUACAUGAUAUCCGCACAUACCCAUAAGACUGCCGCGCGGCAAGCAUUGAAACUGGGUAACUAACUCUCUUGGCUGCCGAUAAGGACAACGAUAAUGAUAACUGUUGCUGCUGCUGCAAGAAACCAAUUUUAAAUUGUAUUAGCUUGAUAUGUGUAUAUGCAAAUGAUGUACUUGGAUUAAUGCUUCGUCAAGUUACCAAAAAAACAGCAGAAAAGCAAGCAAUUAACAUACAACACACAAGUAGUUACACUCUAAAGAAACGUUUUUGUGACGAAAAGACUUAAAGUUGCAGGGAGAAAUGCCAAUUUAAAAGCCAACCUCGCCCUGCGUCCUGCGCCCCCUUUUAAUUCGCAGUAAUUUAUUUAUACCUUAAUAUCUCUUAACUGGAUUUACCUUAAUGCGGGCUGGGCGUUGAAUUAUUAAAUUUAUUGUGCAAUGAAUUGCUUCAUUUGUUCCAUUCAAAUGGUCACUACAAUUACUAUUACCUUAAUUAGCAGCUCUCAACAUAUUCAACUGAUAAGCUACUUAAUUUAAUGAAAAACUGCAUUCAUAUAAUUCAGUUUGAAUUUAGUUGAUUAAAUGCGAUUUUGAGUCUUUUGUUUUAUCGAGCGGUUGGCAUUUACCCCCCUUUCCACGUCGUCUUACAGUCAAGAAACGCACUGUAUGCCUAAAUAUUAAUAAAUGUGUUGCAACAAAAAAUGAUAACCACCAAAAGAAGCUGAAGAAAAAACGAGGAGUUUUUGCAAUAAUAAAGAUGCAGGAAAUCCAUUGCAUGCUCACACCGACCUCGUUUACAAGAAAAAUAAAAACAAAACAUUUUAAUUUAGUUUAGAAUUCUUUUUUAAGCCUUUUGUACGAAUGUUUUUUGAGAGACUCGUGUCGGUUUAUCACCUAGAACCUUUUUUUUUUUUGUAUCUGUAAUUGUGUACAUAAAAUAUAAAUAUCUGAAUUAUGUUUCCCACUAAUCGAAUGAAUCUCUACCUGAAAUUCGUCUAUGGGUUCGCGGAAUCUUUAUAGAGUUUUAUAAAGAGUAAGGAAUACAAUAUAACAUUAAGCACUGUUUAUAGUUUGCAAACGGUAGGACAAAGCAAAACGAAACCCAUUUAGAAGUGUUACAUUUUUAACGAGAAGAGCUUUUAAGAUGUUUAGUUUAUUAAUUGUAAUCGCAUAUAAAAUAUUUGCUGCUGAUGACAAAGAAAAAAAGACGUGAACUAGUAUAGAAAUAUUAAAAUUUUGUAAACUUUUUUUGUGUUGCAAUAAAUUGACUGAAUGUAAAGAAACCCAAUUUAAUAAAACCAUAUAUAACUAUAUAUAUAAAUGUAUACCUUAAACUGAGUGUCUAAAUGUAUAUGAAAGUUGUAAUAGAUUUUAAAUGUAUAUGUGUGCGUGCGGUAAGGGAAUCGAAGAAUCGAAGUUAGCUAAGCUAAAUUAUUUGGUCUAGGAAAUUUACUUCAAACUCAAAUGGCUGACCUAGAACAGUGAAAGAACGAUUACAGCAAUAUAAGGACACAAACUUAAUGUUUUAUUUGUAAAAGAUGACGGGUUUUUGGACAGACUGUACUUACAAUUCGAAGUUUGACAGUUAUUACAUUAAAAAUUUGACAAAAAGAAACCUUCUACGCAAACUGUAUUCCCAACUUUAAUACUUCCCAUCUUCUUCAGUCAUUUGAAUUUGAAGGUGGUUUUUUUUAUAACCUUUUUUUUUUUGUAGCAAGGAGUAUAUCCUUGCACACAGACAGACACUCACACAGACACACGAGCCUUGUCCGUCCUAACUGCUGUGUGUGUGCGAACAGGAUGGCUAUAUUAUGUACUUACUUGUCGUUAGCUUUGUGCUCAAAGAAAACUAUUUAUGUUUGUUUGUUAUAAUUAAUUUCAAGAAAUAAAAUGAGAAUCGCUGACAAUAAAUAAGGAAAAAAUGAUUGCUUAGAGAAAAUUGAAGUUUAUUUGAUGGCGGCGAUGGAAAAUCCCGCUUGCUCGCUAAUAGCUAAGAAGAAAAUUAAAGGAAAAUAAAGUCAAACAUAAUAUAAAAGAAAAAAGUUUAUAUAAAUGUGGUUUUUUGUAGUCACAGUGCGUGUCGCAACCAUAAAACUAUUCAGUUUUGUGAUUGAAACCGUAUUUAAUUUGUGAACUAUAAUACAAGAUAUAUAUAAAUGUGAAACGUAAACUAUUUUUGCUAGCUUUUAAGAUGCAUUUUUUUUUUCCUCAAAAUUACGCCUGUAUGUAUGUAAUAUGCAUAACUAUCUUAAUACACAUGUAUUAUAUAUUGUAUUGUACAUUUUUUUUUGUGUGUGGAAUUGCUGCAGUUAGGACAGGAAUCCAGACACCAAUGUUGAGAAACUAGCGAUCUACUUGCAGCUGACAGACAAUCAGAGUUUAAACGAACUUAAAAUUACACUAUAUUGCACUCCCCUCCGUAAUUCCAAAUUAUUAUUAACCCAAUCCGUUCACGCCCCAAAACCAUUGAACCAUAACGAAACGUAUUUAGCCAAUUGUAAUCCACGAAAAUAGGUAACUGUACGCUGCAAAGAUCCGAUAUGGAAACGAAUUAAUUCUAAUUACCACACAUUUUCUGUGCGCAGACUGUAGCCUAAGAAAAUUGUACAAUAUUGUAUUGAUAACGACAUCCCGGCAAAAGAUAAACGAUGAAUCAAAAAAAAAAAUAUAUAUAUAUCUACGAAAUUAUACUGUACAAGAAUAAAAUAAAUCAACUGAGGAAACAAUAAAAGUUAAACAUAAAUGUAAAAUCAUGCAACCGA